Periophthalmus magnuspinnatus is the source of this 3285-nucleotide messenger RNA. Its product is annotated as transcription factor Sp3-like. The coding region runs from base 521 to 2377 and encodes 618 amino acids. Gene Ontology annotation, molecular function: DNA-binding transcription factor activity, RNA polymerase II-specific; RNA polymerase II cis-regulatory region sequence-specific DNA binding. Lineage: Eukaryota; Metazoa; Chordata; Actinopteri; Gobiiformes; Gobiidae. The record is from RefSeq and is a predicted model, not a curated record. Gene Ontology annotation, biological process: regulation of transcription by RNA polymerase II. The transcript is spliced from 8 exons.
GCAAAUUCGACGGUCAAGCUUGUUAGUCCCACCUUUUUGUGUUUCCCGCACCGUCAAUCAAAAUAGAAAAAAUUCGACCUGAAUUCACCGAUCAACACUAGCCCGCCUUUGAUAAAAUAAUCAUGUUUGGAGUUUAAGAGGUCCGAUAAUCCGGAUGUCACCGCCGUGUACACUAUGACGUCUACGUAAACAUUUGGCGCACGAAGCGGGCCUGUGAGCGGUGAGUUUGUGCGGCUACAGCGGAGAGCGCAGUCUUUUAUCUGCCUGUGUCCUGCUAACUGCUAGAUAUGGUUAGCUAGCAGAGCUAGUAGGCUAGCCCGAGAGUUGACAAAGUAAACAGUCUGUGGCCGAAGCCCACAGAGUGUGCCGCGGAGCUGCAUUGGGACUCGGCUCCUCUCGGUCUGCGCAGUGGGGAUGCUUUGCGGGCUUUUGUGGAAGGCCGGAGACGACGCUUCUAGAGUUGUGCUGAGUUUGCCCCUCUCUCCCUGCUAGCGCCACCGCAGCUCUGAAACAAGGAGAAAUGGCGUCCGCGGACGUGGACAGCAGUCAGAGCGAGUUUCUACAGGCCGCGGGCGCACAGGACACACAGACCACAGACAUGUCAGCGCUGCAGCUGACGAGCACAGACAGGUGGGAGGUGCUGACUCCUGUGUCCUCUGGGAAAGAAGACCAGGGAGUCGUCCACAUUCCAAACUCGGGGAUUGUCACGUCCAACGGCCAGUAUGUGCUUCCCAUCGGGAGUCUUCCCAACCAACCCAUCUAUGUCACCGCGUCUGGGACUGAGGCCACAGCCAAUGGGGUUUCAGGAAUCCAGUAUCAGGUCAUCCCACAGAUCCAAAAUGCAGAUGGAACACUUACAACGUUCCAGACCCAAGGACUGUCUGAUGGCACAGGGCAGAUCCAGCUUCUUCAGGAUGGCAGCCAGGGCACUAUCGGAAUCAGCGGAGCCACCACCACCACCACAGACCUGCUGACCCAGGCGGGACAGUCCAUCCAGGGAGUCACUGCCUAUAGUGGCUCUGUGGGACUGCCCGGAAACAUCACCUUUGUCCCCAUCAACAGUGUAGAUCUGGAGUCUCUGGGCAUCACCGGGGCCCAGACGGUCCCCAUAGCAACAGGGGUGACCCCUGAGGGCCAACUCAUCAUGAGCGGACAGACACUCGACACUGGGGCCCAGGACAAACAGAGCAGUGAGAACAACACUGACCCCUCCCUCUAUGUGCCAACCUCCACCACCACCUCCCUCCCAGAGACCAUCGAUGGCACUGGUGUCCUCACCCAGGCCACGGCUGUGUCCGCAGGCGUGUCGGACCCUUCCUCCACAGACAACUUCAACUCCCAUAACCACCUGCAGCAGAUCCAGGUGUCGUCUUCCAGUGCCAGUACACUGUCCCAGCCCAUCCUGCAGCUGUCAGGGGACUCUGCGUCUCAGGGACAGGAGCUGGCUGAUGCAGGACAGGGCCUCCAGGGGGUGCAGCUGGUCAACCCCGGCACCUUCUUGAUCCAGGCCCAAACUGUCACUGCCACGGGCCAGAUCCAGUGGCAGACCUUCCAGGUUCAGGGUGUCCAGUCUCUGCAGGGCCUUCAGUUGCCCCAAGGACAGGGUCAGCAGCUGACUCUAGCCCCAGUUCAGACUCUGCCUCUGGGACAGACAGGCCAGGUCAGCCUGCCCAACCUCCAGACGGUCACAGUCAACUCUGCAGCUCAGGCAGGGGUCCAGUACAGCCAGGAGGGGGACGAGAGCAGCCCUGCUGGCAUCCAUAUCAAAGAGGAGCCCGACUCAGACGACUGGCAGCUGAGUGGAGACUCCACUCUGAACGCUAGUGACCUGAGCAACCUUCGUGUGCCCAUAGGUGACGAGGACCUGGACCUGCCUGGAGAGGGCAAGAGGCUUCGGAGGGUGGCCUGCACCUGCCCCAACUGUAAAGAUUCCGGAGGGAGGGGGUCAGGCGUGGGCAAGAAGAAGCAGCACAUCUGCCAUAUUGCCGGCUGUGGGAAGGUCUACGGAAAGACAUCUCACCUGAGAGCCCACCUGCGCUGGCACAGUGGGGAGCGGCCCUUUGUCUGCAACUGGAUGUUCUGUGGGAAGAGGUUCACUCGGAGCGAUGAGCUGCAGAGACACCGGAGGACCCACACAGGGGAGAAGAAGUUUGUGUGCCCAGAGUGCUCUAAGCGGUUCAUGCGCAGCGACCACCUGGCCAAGCACAUAAAGACUCACCAGAACAAGAAGGGUGCGGUGGCCUCGUCAUCGCCACCCUCAGACACACUGAUCGCUGCAGACGGAACCACCCUCAUCCUGCAGGCCCACGACCUGGUGGGUGGCCAGGACAUCCCCCUGCAGUUGGUUACUGUGGCGCCAGGAGAGGUCAUGGAGUGAUUCUGUAAGGACUUUUUACAGGGACCCUUUUCUCCUUCUUCUUGUAACUUUUUUUUUUACAUAUGAAUAUAUACGUAAAUAUAUAUGACAAAUAUAUAUAUUUUAAGUAAGAGGUAUCAUGAAUUUGUUUUUUUGCAGUCUUUUUAUAGGCAGGCAAAAAAUUGUACCACGUUGUUGCUAUGUACACAUGUGAACAGUCUCUUGCAUUAACACCAAGACUAAUCCUCAACACAAUGAAAUGCCUUAUUUUGUAUCAUACUGUGUGUAAAUGCUGGAGGCGCAUGUUUUUUAAGCUUUGCAGGACAUGUAACACAGAUGACCGAGUUGUUUUUGGCAGAGAAGUGGACCUCGCUAAAACAAUUCAAUCGACAAAGCUCACAGCGUCAGUCACUGUUUUUCCACUUCUGGAAAAUGAUGCAACUUUCCCAGCCGCUGUGCUUCUCCCUGUCACUUUUAGUUUUAUUAUUCAAUUGUAUCUUUUUAAAUUGUUUCAUUUCAAUUACUUUUUUGAGUGUCGUCAAAUCAAGGCCAUGUAACUGAAGGAUUACUGCCACUGUUGCCAUGUGGAUACGAGAAAUCAAAUGCUAUUUUUGUCAAACAUUCCAGUUGGACACCAGAUGGAAUCGGGUGGUAAUUCUGGACUCUCAGCGAAAAGGAAACAAUCAUGCCAUUGUCUGUUUUAUGUUAAAGUCAUGUAUCCCCCUCCUGUCUGUAGCAUUUAUUUUCAUGUAUAUUCUCUUUUCACCAUGUUUAUAGAAGCCAUUACCUAGUUACCUAAUUUUUGUUUGUAUCAACAUUAAAUGUUUUUUUUUUUUUUUAAGAAUUGCUGUAAAAAUUGAAUGUUACCUUUUGUAAAACCCUUUUUCAAAUGGCUCACAAUAAAAGUCUGAAACAAAGCUGUCACUUUA